CUGGAUGCUCUCGCGUGCUCAGUCCUUCCUCCGGCAUCGUAUCGAAUCUAUCGCUCGUGAUCCGCCACCGAAGCUCGUGAUGCGCUGACCGUGUCAUUCGGCCUUCCUCCUGCUCCGAGACGCCUCUUUUAUCCUCGAGAGUACAAUCGAGUCGUGUACUUGCGCGUGCAUCGCAAUAUUUUUACGGCACUUAACCACCAAUAUCUUCCGAAACAACGUUUUUCCUUGUUUCGCAGCGAUUUUGUUUGGAACUUGAAAUAAAAAUUUUUCACUGUCGAUAUUUAAAUCAGAGUUAUCGUAGAAUUCCGAUGGCAUCAAAACUGCUACUAUUGCUCCAUCUGCCGCAGCUAGCCGCUUAUGUUUUUACGCUCUACUAUGCGUUUGUUCUGUUGAAACUGCCAGCUUUCAAACGUCCCGGAGCGACCGGCGACUUCGAUCCUGGCCAAUUGAAGUACUUAACCAUUUGGAACGUGAUUAUCCAAGCGAUAUUCUUCCUUAUAUGCGUCGUUAAUGACUUGUAUGGCACCAACAAAGUUGCUCCGAAAUCCGUGCCUCUCAUUCGCAAGAUUAAGGAUUACUUCCAUGCCACGUACGGCUUCCCUCUCGCCAUGUUCGUGGGUGUCACGUUCUGGAGUCUCAUGUUCGUCGACCGAGAGCUCGUACUGCCGAAAGCCCUGGAUCCUUACUUUCCCUGGUGGCUGAAUCAUCUCAUGCACACUCUCAUAAUGGUAUCAACUGUUUUGGAAAUGAUUGUAGCGCCACGAAAAUAUCCCAAAAGAUCACACGGUUUCACAGGUCUGAUGGUUCUUAUGCUCGUGUAUCUAGUCUGGGUGCACAUAAUCUACAUGAAAAGCGGAAUUUGGGUGUACCCGGUGAUGGAAGUGCUGACUCUGCCACUUCGAAUAUUAUUUUUCCUAGUUCUUCUUGGAUUCAGCAGUAUGCUGUAUUUCGCGGGAGAGGCAUUUAAUCAACUCAUCUGGGGUAAAAGAUACGUAGCUGAGAGUAACGAGGAUGGUUUGAAAGCGUAAAGGUGGAUAACGUGAGAGAAAAAACAAAGGAGGAUCCGGAAGUUCCGCCGAGAUAACGAAAGUCAAGAUAACGAAAGAUAACUUCUACAAGGAUAUUCAUUGAUGUUUUAUCCCUUUUUUUUAAUUCUGAGCUCGUAUCGAAGAAAUAUGUAUGAGAAAAAGAGUAAGUUUCCGUAAGAGUUACGACUGAUCGAAGAAGCUUUUCGUGUCGUUGAUGGUCUAUUUCAGAACAUGAGAUUCUUCCCGACCGAGGCUUAUCCGAUCUACCGAUUUUAUUUAUUUAUUUUAUAAUUACAUUCCGAUUAUUGAAUACUCGUUACGAAAAUGUACAUAUCGAUGCAACAUUUUUUGUAUAUAUACUCAAAAUACUCAAGUAGAAAAACAGGUUCACUUUUGAUUGAAAAUUGACAAUAAUUUCUGUGGAUCCAAUUUGAAAACACGGACAACAAAACUGCUCAUACGUUUGCCUCAUCUUUUUGGCAUAAAUUUGAAAAAGUAUAUUUCGACGUUUUCGAAAAUCAUUAAAUUUCGUAAAACGAUUUUUCUUUUGAUCUUUGCUACUUUUUUUACUCAUUUUUUUCGACUAAUUCACAUUCACACAAAACUCCAAUGAUUCACCUCGUUCGUAAGUUUCCCUUCGUCCGAUAUUAAUCGAGAUUGAAGAAGGGGAGACAACAAUUUCGAAAUCAUUUCGUUUUAUCUUCCUGAUUGACCGAUUGGGUGCUCAUUUUCAGUGCAAUACUCGAACGCACGUUCACGCUCCACGUAUUAAUUGUAUCAGUUAUUUGCAGUUUCUUCAUUUUUCCUUGCAUCUAUUUCUUUCUUAUUUUCCUGAAUAUAUGUGAAUGUGUAAAUAUCCUAUCAUUCUGCCGCAACUUCGUUGUAUAAUAGUAAAGUGUUAAAGAGGUACGACAAUUGUAAAUAAUAACUAAUCCAAAUUCCAGUGUUUCAAAUAUUUCGUAGUUGAAAAAAAUAAGCAAAAUCUACGAAUAUAAUUGCAGUGUGAUCGAAAAAUUCUUUCAUUUUCAAUUCCAAAGUCUUCGAAAUGCUGAAAACACUUUAUAAUAUUUUGAUGAUGUCUAAGUAAAAAAAGCCAAUAAUUGAAAUGAGAAAAUUCAUUGAUAAUUGUUAUUUUUAAGAGGAUUCUUCAUUACUAUUAACAAGCAAAAACCAUUACUUUGAACACGAAAGAAAUCUACUGUAGUUACUCCUCAUUUACAAAGAUAGCAGUCGUAUCUCCUCAACAUUAUGAAUAAAUUACUGUUAGUUGUGUCGAUGUAAGUUUAGUGGUAAUUUCUUUUUGUAACUAUUUUUCGUUUGUAAGUGAUUGUGUGGCACAAAUAGCAUGAUAUUUAUCUGUAAAUUUUACAUUUUGUUGCCUUCGCUGUUGCCUCAACAUUCCGCAACGCACUUUUGUCAAACUAUCUGAAACUAUCUCUCAUUUCUCAAACUAUCUGAAAGUAAGAAAAAAAUAACGAUUCGCUAUCGUAUCGUGUAUGUACAUCAAGUUUACUACGUGUGAAUAAAUUGCCCUUUUCUUUUUUCUUUUUCGAA
Messenger RNA from Venturia canescens, 2582 nucleotides. RefSeq names its product androgen-induced gene 1 protein-like. Gene Ontology annotation, cellular component: endomembrane system; membrane. NCBI's taxonomy places the organism in Eukaryota, Metazoa, Arthropoda, Insecta, Hymenoptera, Ichneumonidae. The record is from RefSeq and is a predicted model, not a curated record. The coding region runs from base 309 to 1028 and encodes 239 amino acids. The transcript has 6 exons.